Messenger RNA from Seminavis robusta, 1170 nucleotides. The record is from the annotation of a GenBank genome assembly. Lineage: Eukaryota; Bacillariophyta; Bacillariophyceae; Naviculales; Naviculaceae.
AUGAGAGAAGUCAUCGAAGGUCUGAGUGACGUCAAGGAGCUCUUGGCGGUCAAUCAAGUUGGGCUGUCCUUCGAGGACACAUCAGUCGUCGAUCAGAUGGACAUGCUGACUUCCACCAGCGGUGUGAUCCGAAGUCUGAUUCAAGAUCUUCAAGCCACGCCCGAAGGCGAGUUAGCCCCCUCUCAGCUAAAGGAAUACCUCGACGACUUUGCCGCUGAGCUUGAAAAGGCGGACGAGAUUGCAGCUAACGUCAAGGCUACCCACCAUCGCCGUCGAUUGAGGGAUGCAGGCGAGGCCGCCAACGAAGGCAUGCCCACCAGUAGCCAUCACGAGAAAAUGAGGAAGUACACUGAGCACCCCAAGAUCAAGCGCCACCUUGAGAUGCACGACAAGAUCAAGAACGGAGAUCUCUCUUUUUUGGACCACUACGUGGAUCGCAUGUCUCAAUCCAGCCACGCAUCGAAGGGGCACCGUGCUCUCGGAGCUACUCCCGAAUGGAAGGAGAGUUGUAAACAGAUGGUGUCGUGCAUCAAGAACUAUAGUCUGUUUGACUUUGUGGCCUACUUCUGGGGGCCAUUCACAAACGAAGAUGGAGAAAUCGAAAAGGACAAAAUGGAUCCCAAUGUUGCUGUAUACACGAGCAGCCUAGAGGCGACGUUGGGAAGCAUUAGGGACGCCCUCAAAAAGGUUGAAAGCUAUUACUCACAAAGCAAUUGCGAGGCUCUUCUGAAGCACUUCCACACAAAUGGAUACAAAAAAGUUUACGAUGAAGCAAAAGCUGGGAAGUACAACGGCGCGAGUUGGCGGGACGUUUGUCGCGCAGAGGGAUCAACACAAUACAUCAAGCUCAGCCAGAUUUAUGAACACGUUGACCAACGCGCCGCCUAUCAGAUCCUAGAGGAUAUGGGCAUGUGUGCAAGCUUGGAGACGGCAACCCCUUCUUCGCUGGCAACACAAAUGGAUGGGGCUAAGAGGGGGCGACCAUGCCAUACGCGAUCAAUCAUUGGGCUAACCAAAGAAAUAAACAUCCUGGAAUUCCAUAAGAGGUUUAAAGACUAUGACAGUUGGACUAGAAGACCCAAUUUUGAUUUUUUGGGAGACCAUCAGAAAAAGAGCUGCUACAAGGCUGUCAACUCAAAGUACAGGCAACACAUGGAGUCGCAUUCAUAA